AGCAAAUUAGAAGUGACGUCAUGAACGCACCCUUAACCGUCUUUAUUUGACUGACGCGUUGUCUUUUUGUCGCCAACGAGACGAAGUUGAGUCGUUUUGGCGGCAACUCUCCGCUCAGCGUUCAGUUAUUAGCCAGGAUGUUGCGCCUUCGCUGCAAGACCAAGAACGGCAGCCAUGUCAUGCAGGGCUUGACUCACCAGUCGUGCGUGCGAGAGUUGAAGAGGAAAGUGGAGGAGCUGACGGGAAUCCCCUGCGAGGUACAGAAAAUCAUGGUGGGCUACCCGCCCUCCAGCCUGGACCUGCGAAACGGUGACGCCCACCUCAAGGACUAUCCCAUUAAGUCUGGAGACACGCUCAUAGUGGAGGAGGAAAAGAACAAGCCAAAGUCGCUCGCUCAUCCCUCUGUGACCAAACCGCCGGUCCUGGCGCGGCGCGUGGUCCCGGCGGACAACUCCUGCCUCUUCACCAGCGUCAACUACGUUGUGGAGGGCGGCGUGUACGAGCCGGCGCGCGCCCCCGAGAUGCGCAGCCUCAUCGCCCAGAUCGUGUCCAGCGACCCGGCGGCGUACUCUGAGGCGGUGCUGGGAAAGACCAACGAGGAGUACUGCACCUGGAUCCGGCGUGACGACACGUGGGGCGGCGCCAUCGAGGUGUCCAUCCUGUCCAAGUUCUACCAGUGCGAGAUCUGUGUGGUGGACACCCAGACGGUGCGUGUGGACCGAUUCGGCGAGGACGCUGGCUACCUCAAGCGCGUGCUGCUCAUCUACGACGGCAUUCACUACGACCCGCUGGAGAAAGGGGCGCAGGGCUCCGCGGCGCCGCCCCAAACCGUCUUCUCCACAUGCGACGACGUCAUCCUGGCUCAGGCCCUGGAGCUGGCGGACGAGGCUCGCCGCAAGCGGCAGUUCACGGACGUAAACCGCUUUGCGUUGCGCUGCAUGGUGUGUCAGACAGGCCUGGUGGGACAAAAGGAGGCGCGGGAACACGCCAAGGAGACGGGCCACACCAACUUUGGUGAGGUGUGAAAGUAAGUCUACUGUUACCGCCCCCUUCGCAAAUACAGCCGCCGCUCGUCCACUUGUCAUGUGAUUGUCUACCUCACGUCGCGCACGGACAUCCAUGUCGACACACCCUUCAGUGUUCCGCUUUCUACUGAAGACCGACGCCAUGUUUGGACCUGCCUGUACCGGUCUCAGUGGAUCACGACAUGGAGAAGAAGAACUGCCACAUUGUCACCACUUUAUAUGCCAUGAUACACCUCACCACUGGGGUGCAGCACACGCUCUUUGGUUACCUCCACCCAACCUCCGUCUUUCUUUUUCCUCCUACAAAGUGUUCCCACCCAACACAAGUUCAUGCUUAUUAUUAAAUUCUGGUCCCUCAGAGGCACAAGAACUCCUCAGUAGGGAAGGUUUUAGCGAAAAUAUCUCAAAUCGUAGCUGCUGACGUGGUGAUUUGAAGUGUUUGCGCCUCUUCAAAGCUGCUUGAAGCAGCUUUCUGUGACAACUCUGCACAUUUUCAAACAAAAUCGUUUUUAGUGUUGCUUUUAAAGAAAUGGCAAAUAACGGUGCUGCGGACGUUUGGCUGAAGUGGCAUGGUUUUCUUUUGGGGCUUUUUCAGGAGAGUCAUGCUGAAAGUUGUUGGUGGUGACUUCAAGCACACGGCAAACUAAAGCUGCUUUUGGAAAAAAUGUUGCCGAUCACAAUCCCUAGGUAAGACAAGAAAAGGUUUUUCACUUUUUUGUGCAGUUUAAAUUGUAAAAUACGGCUUGUACUCCACAGCUAAUUAUGAAGCUAAUGCUAACCUGCUGAAAACAUCCAAAAACCGCCAGCAAUACUGCAUUUACGUCUUGUGACCCACAUAUUAAAGUAUCACGAUAAUAAUGUAAAAGCUAAUGCAGAGGAACUACUUGUAGUAACACGCCACAUUGAUCAUGAUGGUAACCUAGGUUUUGCAAAUAUUGACAUUGAGUUGGUGAAAGUUAAUUGUAGAUUAUAAAUCAUGCCUCACACGUGUAUAGUCGAAGGUUGUGGCCUAAAGCUGAGAAGUUGAUCAACUUUGACAUUCAAUUUAGACCUGAAGACAUUGCUAGCAGGACUCCACAAGAUGCUUGUUUUCUUUCAGAAUUGUUUCUACCUGAGAUUAUGCUGAAUUAUUUAUCUAAACAUUGAAUACAAGUCUCAUGCUGAAAGAUAUAAACAUCCCAGUAAGAGCAGACAUUGUACAGUAGGGGCCCCCAUGUGCUAAAACGUGUGCAAAGUGCAUUGCGUCUGUUAAGAGCAGAAUACGGCGUGCAGUCCAUUUUACGUCUCUGUCUUCAUUAAUAUGCAAAAUAUACGCUGGUCGUUAAAAGGCCACAAUACUGGGAGGAGACGAUGCAAAUAUAAUUAUUUAGCACGUGCAGCCUGAUUGACUAAACUAGCGCCUUUGUUUAGCAGGUCUGAAAUAGUACGUGCAAACCGACACACGGCUGCAAAGACAGACGAGAAUCCUCUGUCCUACAACAUAUUUGGACUGACAUAAAAUCAUUAUUAGACUUAUCGUCGAUGUAGCAACAUCAUUUUACAAUUUUAUACUGGGUGACUUAAGAGGCUGAUUGAAAUAAUUCAAAUGAUGCAUUUUGGUGUUGUUUUUUUUAAAAUUUCUGUUAGUUUUUUUUUACAUUUAUUAUUAACAUAUCACUUACAUGACAAUAACUUCUUGAUAUAUAUUUGUUUGCGCCUUGAGCACACAAGUGCAGCCUCUCCUAUGAGAGCACCUUCACAGCACAUACAAAUAAAAAGGUAAAAAAAGUGAUUUCAAUGUCGAUGUGCAACGACGACUGCUUUUAAAAUGCCCAUAAAAAGUGGUAGGAGCACCAAAACGCGGAUGUGCAGUAAAUUACUGUCUCCAUGGUGAUGCCCCGUAUUAUACACGCAGAAUCUUCAUUUAUAUAAGGCGAUCUGCACCACUUUUCAAUUGUACAUGCAAUCUUAGUAGAUCUAAUAGUACAGGCUAUUUUAUUGUUUGCACAUGCUGUUUAGCCUGUGGUAUUUGGAUCUUAGAAAUGUUGUCCCUGAUUAUUUUAUUACGUUCUUAGUUUGUAUUUCUUGUUCAGCACUCGGCAAUACUUCUACAGGAUGCUUACUUCGUGUUUCACUAAAGCUGCACCUGUUUAUCACUCAGCUUCUAAAACUUGUAGUGUGUCAUCCUCCUUAUAUUCAGGCUCAAAAAUAGACAUUUCCGGAUCAUUUGUCCCAAGGUAGUCUUUGUUGUCCCUCAUCAAGUCUGCCAUGAUUAGUAGUGUUGUUGAAGGAAAUGGUGAACAUUUCGAUGCGUUUAAAAAAAUGUUUUUCCAGCAAUACUUAAAAUGACCAAAAUAUGGCAAAUGUUACGUUAUUAUGAAUGUUUGUUAUUGCAUUACACAUAACAUGUAUAUAAAACAUUGAUGGAUGUUUUUAGAGCGCUUUAUAAGCGGAAUAGAUUUUAGCCACCUAUUGCUAGUGUUUAUGAUUUAGAUUGUGUGAAAAAGGGAAAAACAUUCUUGUCUCAUGAAGGAAUAAUGCAAAAUUCCAAAAAUAAGUGCAGUUCAAACACAGGAAUGCAUCUUACUCAUUGCGGCCUCAACAUUACUACCAAGUUGCCGAAACAAUAUUUUAAUAUGGCCGCAUGUUUUGUGUCGUGUCACUUUUUUGUUUUCAAAUGAAAUUCAAUUCCUGUCAUUUUGUUAGGUUUUGGUCAGCGUACUAAUAGAGUGGUUGCAUUAAAAGUGCUCAUGACACUACAAUGAAUGUCACACAAAAAACUACAAAAAUAACUGGACGUACUUGAGGUUUUUUCUCCUGUGUUGAGUCACAAUUAAAAAGCUAUAGCAAGAAAGUAUUGUGUGUUCAAAGUGGAUUUUGCGUCCUGUCAA
Messenger RNA from Entelurus aequoreus (snake pipefish), 3895 nucleotides. RefSeq names its product YOD1 deubiquitinase (gene yod1). NCBI's taxonomy places the organism in Eukaryota, Metazoa, Chordata, Actinopteri, Syngnathiformes, Syngnathidae. Gene Ontology annotation, cellular component: nucleus; cytosol. The record is from RefSeq and is a predicted model, not a curated record. Gene Ontology annotation, molecular function: protein binding; cysteine-type deubiquitinase activity. The coding region runs from base 138 to 1025 and encodes 295 amino acids. Gene Ontology annotation, biological process: endoplasmic reticulum unfolded protein response; protein deubiquitination. The transcript is spliced from 3 exons.